AUGCACAUUGAUGUGAAGGGAGGAAUCAUUGAUCUCCAUCUGGGAGAUAUCGUCAUGAGGUUCGAGAUGAACAAACUCCUCAAGAAGCCAAUGUUAGAUGGGCAAACUUAUGUGAUUGAAGAUGGCUCAAACUUGGUGGACGAAGUGAGUGAGGAGAUGCUUCUUGACGACCCUCUGGAGCGGCAAGAUGGAGAGACUGGUGGCGUUCAUGAGCUUGGAGGACGAGGAGGAUCGAUCGAACAGAUGCCAGAUCGAUCGAAUGCACCUCAGGAGAGUCCCGUCAACAGCCCUUGGAGCGAGUCGAGUGCACCUAAGCUCGAGCUGAAAACACUCCCUGCGGGGCUCAGGUAUGCAUUUCUGGGACCUAACUCUACAUACCCUGUGAUAGUGAAUGCUGAGCUGAACAAUGUUGAACUUGCUUUGCUUCUCUGUGAGCUUAGGAAGUAUAGAAAAGCUAUAGGGUAUUCGCUAGAUGACAUCCCUGGAAUUUCUCCUGAUCUUUGCAUGCAUAGAAUACAUCUAGAAGAUGAAUCGAUGACUUCUGUAGAACAUCAGAGGAGGUUAAACCCGAAUCUAAAAGAUGUUGUCAAGAAAGAGAUAAUGAAACUUCUAGAUGCUGGUGUAAUUUAUGCUAUAUCUGAUAGUAAGUGGGUCAGUCCUGUGCAUGUAGUUCCUAAGAAAGGUGGUAUAACUGUUGUUAAGAAUGAUAGGAACGAGCUGAUACCCACUAGAACUGUCACUGGUCAUCGCAUGUGCAUUGAUCUGGAAGUAGAAGCUUUCGAUGUGUGGGGAGUUGACUUCAUGGGACAUUUCCCAUCUUCCUAUGGAAACCUAUACAUUUUGGUGGUUGUCGACUAUGUAUCUAAAUGGGUAGAGGCUUUGGCCAGUCCCACUAAUGAUGCAAAGGUCGUUCUGAAUAUGUUCAAGUCAGUGAUCUUCCCUCGAUUUGGCGUGCCGAGAGUUGUUAUAAGUGAUGGAGGUUCUCACUUCAUCAAUAGAACGUUUGAUAAUCUUUUGAAGAGGCACGGGGUGAAGCACAAGAUGGCGAGUCCUUAUCAUCCCCAGACGAGUGGCCAAGUGGAGCUAUCCAACAGAGAGAUCAAGAACAUUCUACGGAAAACUGCAUGCACAACUGGGAAAGAUUGGUCUGCAAAAUUGGAUGAUGUACUCUGGGCCUAUCGAACGGCCUACAAGACUCCUCUUGGUACAACACCAUUCAACCUGGUCUAUGGCAAGGCUUGUCACCUGCCUGUGGAGCUAGAAAACAAGGCUGCGUGGGCAGUUAAGCAGAUGAACUACGACGUGAAAUCUGCGGCAGAGAGAAGGAACAUGCAGUUGGUGGAGCUUGACGAGAUUAAGCACCUGGCCUAUGAUUGUUCGAAGAUCUACAAGGAGCGGACUAAAGCUUAUCACGACAAGAAUAUCCUGAAAAGGAACUUUUCCCAAGGAGAUCAAGUCCUGCUGUUUAACUCCAUGCUGAAGUUAUUUCCUGAAAAGCUGAAAUCAAGGUGGUCUGGACCCUUUGUUAUCAAAGAGGGAAUCUUUGUUCUCUCAGUGAUCCAUCUCCUGCCUAAUAGGCAUUCAAGUCAAGCUAGUGACUUAAACCAAGCGCUUGGUGGGAGGCAACCCACUAAUCGAGUCGACCCACCCGUUGAUCGACCCGCCCGCCCAACCGUUGACCCGCUGGGCCCACCACGAGUUCGGUUGAGUAUGAUUGUGUUUAUUCUUAGUGUGAGCUUAGUUGUUCUUCUGACGAAGUCGAUUGAGCCGCCAUUGCAAUAUCACUUGUUGAAGUCGAUCGCUUGGUACUUACGCCGGCGUGAAGAGUUUGUGAGAGGGAAGAGGCCCGUUGACUUUAACGACGACUUCGUGGAAGACGAGACGAUGGAGGAUGCCCCGUUUCCCAAGCCCACGGGAGAUGACGAUCCCGUUGAUACGACGACAGACGCAGAGAUGAAGCUCCUCUGA
Microthlaspi erraticum is the source of this 1968-nucleotide messenger RNA. The record is from the annotation of a GenBank genome assembly. NCBI's taxonomy places the organism in Eukaryota, Viridiplantae, Streptophyta, Magnoliopsida, Brassicales, Brassicaceae.